UUGCCGACCCACGGCGGCGACGACGGCGCGAGCGACGAAACCUAAACCUCCGAACCCCUCUCCGCCGCCGCCGCAGCUGCCAUGUCGCAGAAGAAAUCGCGCGGCGGGGGCGGGGGAGCCGCCGCCGGCGAAGACCCCGAGGACCUCUCCCGCUCGCCCCUCCAGGCCGUCCUCCUCGCCGACAGCUUCACGCUCAAGUUCCGCCCCAUCACGCUCGAGCGCCCCAAGGUGCUGCUGCCGCUGGUGAAUGUGCCGAUGAUCGAGUACACGUUGUCGUGGCUAGAGUCAGCGGGGGUGGAGGAGGUCUUCGUCUUCUGCUGCGCGCACGCCCAGCAGGUCAAGGAGCACCUAGCGAAGGCGGGGUGGACGGGGAAGGCCGCUGCCAGGGAGAUGACCGUCACAGCUGUGGAGUCGCAUGACGCGAUCAGCGCAGGUGACGCGCUGCGCGUCAUGUACGGCCGUGGAGUUAUUCAUGGAGAUUUUGUUCUAAUCAGCGGUGAUACCAUCAGCAACAUGAAUUUGCAAGAUGCUCUCCAGGAACAUAAAGACAGAAGGAAAAAAGACCCACUUGCUGUCAUGACUAUGAUUAUAAAGCAUUCAAAACCUUCAAUCCUGACGCACCAAACACGGCUAGGUAAUGACGAAAUUGUUAUGGCGAUAGAUCCUGAGACUAAAGAGCUACUUUAUUACGAGGACAGGGCAGAUGGCUCAAGUCUGUAUGUGACAAUUGAUAAGCACAUUCUGGCCAGUAAUCCUACUCUCCAGUUGUGUAAUAAUAUGGAGGACUGCUAUAUUGAUAUAUGCUCACCAGAAGUUCUUAGUCUUUUUACGGAUAACUUUGAUUAUCAGCAUCUUCGGCGCCAUUUUGUCAAGGGUUUACUAGUUGAUGAUAUUAUGGGUUAUAAAAUAUAUACCCAUGAAAUACGAUCAAGUUAUGCGGCCAGAAUAGAUAAUUUUAGGAGUUAUGAUACAGUGAGUAAGGAUAUAAUUCAAAGGUGGACUUACCCUAUGGUACCUGACGUCCUGUCUUUUGGUGAUCGUCAAGAAAUCAAACUUCAUCGGCAGGGAAUCUAUAAGGCAUCAGAUGUAACACUGUCACAUUCUGCACAAAUUGGUGCCAAUUCUGUUAUUGGCAAUGCAACAAGCAUUGGAGAGAACUGCAAGGUGUCCAAUUCAGUUAUAGGAGAGGGUUGCAAUAUUGGAAAAAAUGUUUUGAUUCAUGGGUCCUAUAUAUGGGACAAUGUCAUAAUUGAAGAUGGAUGCAAAGUGAGUAACUCACUAAUCUGUGAUGGCGUUCAUUUAAGGGCAGGGGCUACUGUUGAACCUGGCUGCAUACUGUCAUUUAAGGUUGAAGUUGGAAAGAACGUUGUUGUUCCUGCCUAUUCGAAAGUGUCACUACUCCCUCAACCUUCAAAUGAAGAUAGUGAUGAGGAGCUUGAGUAUGCCGACACCAAUUCCGGAGUUACAGAUAGUCCACCCUUUUCCAGCAUGAGGAGCGCUGACCACCCUACUGUAUCUGAUGAUGAUGACUUGGAGGCAUCAGAGACUGGAACCUGUGGUGUCGCUGGUUACAUAUGGGCAAAUGUUGAUACUGGAGUUCAGGAAGAAUGGAGACAAUCAAUUGGUCCAAUUCCUAAAGAUAAACUCAAAGAAUUGCAGCAUGCUGCUUCCUUUGAUGAUGAUGACGAUGGAUCAGAAGAUGACUUGAACAACCGUCCAACUGUACUGGACCAAGAUGAUGAUUCUGAUGUUAGCGUGGCUGAGGAUGAUGAUUAUUCUAAGUUUGAGAAAGAGGUGGAAGAGACUUUCCAACGUGCACUGGAUGGGAUCCAUCAAGAUAACUUGAUACUAGAAAUUAAUGCACUCAGGUUAUCUUAUAGCCUUCAACAUGCGGACUGUGCUGGAGCUUUGUUCCAUUCUGUUAUGAGGAGUGCAUUAGUGGCUGCACAAUCUACUAACGGCAGCCUUCUAAAGACAACUGCAGAAGCUCUUGGCAAGUGGAAGGACCUACUGCGAAAUUACACUAAGUCAGUUGAUGAGGAGAUGGAAAUACUAUUGAAGUUUGAGGAAAUGUGCCAAGAAAAUGCAAAAGAAUUUUCUCCUCUAUUUUCAAAGAUCUUGCCUUACCUCUAUGAUAAAGAGGUAGUAAGUGAAGAUGCAAUUUUGAGAUGGGCAGAGGAGAAAGAAAAUGCUGAUGAAUCUGAUAAGGUUUUCGUCAAACAAUCUGAAGCUUUCAUUCAGUGGCUUAAGGAAGCGGAAGAGGAAGAUGAAGAAGAGGAAUAAGACCUGGAGCUUGUGCUUGCAUUCCUUCGAUUGCUUGGAGAAAUGCAGCGUUUGUCCAGUUUGGGUGGUCUGCCGGUGAGUUUGCAAGCGGCAAGUUUUGAAACCUCUAAAUUGUUUGUACAUUAAUUAAUCACAUUUUUGUUCCUAACCAAUCUGGGGAAAGAAAGGAGCAACAUUGCCCACGAGCCAUGGGUUAAAACGACUGUAGAGUGUAGAUAAGUUAAACCCGCUUCCAUGUUUGCUUCGUUGAUGCUUCCAUGAAGCUUUUCC
This is a messenger RNA of Oryza brachyantha (malo sina), 2553 nucleotides long. RefSeq names its product translation initiation factor eIF-2B subunit epsilon. The transcript is spliced from 15 exons. Gene Ontology annotation, molecular function: translation initiation factor activity; translation initiation factor binding; guanyl-nucleotide exchange factor activity. The coding region runs from base 82 to 2283 and encodes 733 amino acids. The record is from RefSeq and is a predicted model, not a curated record. Gene Ontology annotation, biological process: biosynthetic process. Gene Ontology annotation, cellular component: eukaryotic translation initiation factor 2B complex. Lineage: Eukaryota; Viridiplantae; Streptophyta; Magnoliopsida; Poales; Poaceae.